Messenger RNA from Pocillopora verrucosa, 1137 nucleotides. Lineage: Eukaryota; Metazoa; Cnidaria; Anthozoa; Scleractinia; Pocilloporidae. The record is from RefSeq and is a predicted model, not a curated record.
AUGAGAACAAUCGUGAGACAAACAUCUCUCACAGGAUUGGAAAUCGAAACAAUGUUAAAGGAGUUGCAAAAGCUUAAAAAGGACAUCAGUGAAUUGACAAAUGAAAAGAAUCAGCUGCUGGAGAAAAAUGCCAAGUUGAGUGAAGAAAAUGCAAACCUACUCGAGGCAAACUUAAAACUCGAGCAAGAAACAAAAAGACUAAGACACUCUCUUGAAAACUUUCGUUUCGAUAUUGAGAAAUAUAAAGACAAUGCUGAAGACAUUGCCUUUUACACUGGUUUACCAGACUAUAAUGCACUGCUGAUAUGUUUCGACAUGGUUAAAGAUGCAGCAGAGCAUAUUGAAUAUGAACAUGAACGAACGCACCCAGGAAUUCAGUGUGGCAGACCUCGAUGUUUAACCAAGUUCCAAGAGUUUACUUUGACACUAGUGAGAUUAAGGCUUGGAUUGCUGGAAAAGGACCUUGCUCAUCGGUUUAGUGUCUCAAGACCCCUUGUAUCCAAAGUUUCAAGGGCCUGGACGAGAUUUCUGAGGGGACAGUUUGAGCCACUUAUUACUAUUCCACCCAGGGAAGUUCUCAAACUCUACAUGCCUGACAUUUUCAAAUCCUUCUAUCCAGACUGUGUCAUUAUUGUGGACUGUACAGAGUUUGAGAUGGAGAAACCUUCAGCACUUAAUUCUCAAUCUGCUUGCUACUCGUCAUACAAGUCUAGAACGACGAUGAAAGCCUUGCUUGGUAUAACACCCAGUGGUGCUUUAUGUUUUGUCAGUGAGCUAUUUCCUGGUUCAACUUCUGACAAGGAAAUAACAGCUCAAAGUGGACUGUUGGACAAGUUACAACCUUAUGAUCAAGUUAUGGCAGACAAAGGGUUCAACUGCACUGAUGAGCUUGCUUCUGUGGGAGCAGAACUGAUUAGACCAGCAUUUUUGGUUAAAGAUACACAAUUCUCAAAAGAAGAAACCAACCACAACAAGAUUGUUGCCAGUUUGAGAGUACAUGUUGAGCGAUUGAUGGAGAGAAUAAAGAAUUGGCACAUCUUUGACCACCGAAUUCCAAUUACUCUUGCCCCCAUAGCAUCUGAUAUGUUAUUUGUAGUGGCUGGACUUUCUAAUUUUUACCCUCCUUUGAUAAAUUAA